UCCAACUUGCGCGCGCUCGCUCGGGGGGAGAGAGAGAGAGAGGAGAGAGAGAGAGAGAGAGAGAGUUCACCCUUCUGGCCCUCCGCCCACCCCCGCUGCGGCCGUCGUGCUCGGCGGCGAGAAGGCGAAGGAUGGCAGCGGCGGAGGACGCGGAGGGCGACCGCGUGAUCGAGAUCGUGUCAGCGGGGGCGCUCUACCACCGCGGCGGCGACUGGGAGCGCAAAUACUGGAGCUGCUCGAGGGGCAAGGACCGGUACCCUUACCCGGUGGGUUACCAUGCUGUCCGCCAUUUCACCGGAAUAUCCUAUGCCAUGGAAAUCCAACAGGGGCCCAAGGGUCCAAUAUUCCUGGUUACAUCCACUGAAGGAGACUCAGCGACAGGGCAGACCCCUGAUAUCGCUUGGAAGAACUUCCAGAAAAAGACUGGGGCUAAAGUGAAGAACUGGCAGAGGAGAAAGAGCUUCCCUCAAAAGAUUGAUGGUGCUGAGCUUUUUGGGUUCAAAAAUGCAUCUAUUCAGAGAUUGCUUCGUGAGCUUAUAGUAGAUUCAACUGGAGCAGUUGAACUUAACCUGCCUUGUGAAGUCACUUCUGAGGCUGGUGCACAUUUAGUUCGUAAAGAUGCAUCUGAUGUUUCCGAGGCUGAAGAUCUAUCUGUUUGCUUAGGCAUGGAAAGUGGAACUCCUAGAAGAAGUAUAGAGCGCAGCCAGGUGGAAAAUACCUUGAUAGUCCACUGCCCGGACAUGUUAACUUCAGUUGAUAAGUGCAAUGUAUCCACACAUAAAAAUACAAGUGAAGGAGAUACUGUAGGUAGAGCACUUUUGCAAGAUGUCUCUGAUUCAAGAUGCUCCCUUCCAUUGCUGGAAGAAAUCCCUAAUAAUGCACAAUCCACUUCUCUUGAUGAUAAUUUGGGAGAGCCUUCCCUAGUUUCAUCUCAACAAGUUGGUUUAUCUUCUGGUUCUUAUUCGAGCCCUGAAAAGUCUAAUAUAGAAUUGGCUGAGAAGGAAGUAGCAAAGUCUAUGAUGUCUAUUUUGCUUCCCCAAGCCAUUCCCCUUCUCAUGAAAACUUACAAAAGGAAGAAAUCCAAGCAUAAAAGUAAAGAAACCUCUACUGUUUCGGCGAAAACAGGUUCAGCUUACAAUCCAUCUGUUAGUUGCUGCCAAGGUGUAACUGUACCGACAAUUAUGGAAGAAGGUAUAAAUGAAAAUAGUCCUGGAAUGUGUGACCAUGGGGGAUCUCAUCAUGACAUGGUUAAAAAUGGCUUCGCCAAUGAUGACUGCAGAAAUGAUGACUCAGUGGUUAAAUUAGAUGAGAUGAAUGAUUACGUUGCAGAUAGUUUUGAGGAUGAUGCACACAUUUUGGGUGACCAUAUGAAGAAAUCAAUGGGUAAUCAUCACCAUUAUCGUGAGGAUGUGUGCUCUAGAGAACCUAAUGGGAAGUCAAAGUUGCUAAAUGGCAAGAGUGAAGCUUUUGAGUACCAGGCGAGUGUACAUAAGGGCAAAAAUGCACCUGAUGUGGUAUACAAUCAUGAAAAUGGACAAUAUAUUUUGUCUGAUUCACUCGUUGCUUGUCUAGAGGAUGAGUUCGGUGGGGAAGAUAGUUCCCACCCUGCAAACUACAACCAAUUUAUUGGCGAUGUUAAACAAUUUGAGCAGAAAUCUGAGGAGCUUACAAAUUUUAUAAAAAAUGACUCAUCAGUUUCGGUGGAUGUUUCAUACCACAAGAACACUGGUAAUGGAUCAAUUGAUGCUAGACAUGGUUCAGCAGUUUCGAGGAAUGAAGAGUGUUUAGCAAACAUCUUGCCUUCUCCAGUUCAUUCUAAUGCACAUAAUGAUGCUCUAAAGUGGGGUAAGCAUGAUGUGAGUUCAACUUUGAUUUCGCCACCUGCGUGUGAGGCAAAAGCAUCUUUGUUGGUCAUGCAAGAUGAACAACAUCAUACUGAAGUGGCAGCAAUUGAUCAGAAGGAAAAUAAGUUCCAUAGUGUAAGCUAUAAAUGUACAAAAUCUGAUGAUAAUACUAGUUUUCAUUCUGAGAAUGUUGAAUUUGUUGACAAACAUGUUGCUUUUGAGUCAUCAGACAAAUUCAUCCAUUCUAGUGAUGGGUCACAAAGAUUAAGGACCACUAAAGGUUGGCCUGUUGGUGACAGAAUUAAAGGAGAUCAAGGAAAUUCGCUUGGCAAAGUGGAAGAAUGUCAAAUUGGAUGUCAAAAAGGUAAUAAGAACACAAUGCUAUGUGUUUGCGGGGAAGGCAAUGUUUGUGAAAAUGAUGUUUUUCAUCACCAACCAGAUAAUUCCCUUUCUAUGACUAAUUGUACAAAUGGUUUAGUAUCUGAAUACACAAGAACACAAGCAAGAAGGUCAGAUCAUCACCUAGAGCUGGUGGGAUGCUACCUGCACCCACUGCCUGUCUUGUCUGUCAUGUUAAAUGCUAAAGAUCAUAGCAGCUUCUAUAUUUAUGUAUUGUGUGGCCUUUUGGAGAGCUGCCAUAGAUCCCUUUAUGUUUACACUAUGACUCCUAAAGACCAGAAAGAUGCGCCACCAUGUUUUGUUGGUUACACUCCCCUUCUACUGCCCACCUUGGACCAUUCUUCAACAGGAAAUUUUCCGUUUGGAAGAUCCGGUUUGCAUUUUACACCUGAUGGCCAGUUUCUGGUCCUCCUGAGCAGCAUCAGAAUACCUUCUUGCAGGAUGCAAAACAUUGAUUGCUUGUGCUCGGUGUGCAACUUGGGCCAAUGCGAAGAUAAUUCUUUAAAAAUUGUAUCUGUUAACUUUGGUUAUGUUUCACUUGUAACCAGUUUGAUGCCUUAUGGGACAGUGUCAUGCAUUCUGAUAUUUGAACCAAAUUACAUUGUAGCUACUGAAGACAGCAGAAACUUGCAUAUCUGGGAAAUGGUCGAUGAGUGGAGUGAGAUAUCUGAGCAGUAUGUGAUUCCUAGUUUGGGUAACAUGGGUCCUGUACUGGAGCUUAGAAGGAUGCCAAAAAGCACAUCUCUCAUUAUUGGCCAUGAUGGCGAAGGCGGCUUUUGUUUGUGGGACAUCUCCAUGCGCACACUAUUGGCAACUUUUGCAGCUCCAGGAAACACAGUCUUCCAGAUUCUGCCAGUUGGCUUCUGUAGUUUGCAGGAGGAUAUUAUCCAUGCUCCAGUUGAUGACAUAGAUAAAAAGCUACAAGAGAUCACAGUCAGUGACUUGUCCAGAAAAAAUGACAGGGAGAACUUUAUGAUGCCACCAAGAGAAGAUAUAGCAGUUUGGGUACUGAUUUCUUCUGCUUCUGUUGCUGAGUAUCAACAUGAUCUUCGAGCCAAGGAAAACAAUGCGCGGUGGAGGCUAGCUCUGCUAGCGAAGAAAAGAGUUUUCAUGGGAAAUGUUUUGGAUACAAGAGUUACUGCUUUAGAUGCCUGCGGUAACUAUGGAUAUGCUGGGACACAUGCUGGUCUGCUGUAUUUGUGGGAAUUGUCUUCUGGGAGAAAAGUGACUUGUACACAGUGUUUCAACGGUGGACGAGUCUCCUGUGUUGCUGUUGAUUCCAAAUCAGGUGCAGUGGUAGUGACUGAUGGUGGAUGCCAUGUAUUACUUUACACACAGGACAAGGUACAAACUGAUGCCGGAGCAGAUGGGCACAUAUCUCUUUAGGAUGAAUAAAGUAACCAUUGCAGCAAGCUAAUUGAAGUUUUGCAAUUGUGUAUAUAUAGCUUACAUUUUGUUGUGUGUAUAAGGUUUUCUGGCACUAUGCAACACAGCAAGGAUAGUUUGCUCUACAUCUGCUUGACCUGUUUAGUAAGAUAUUGUAGAUGUCUAUGUCAGCAAGUAUGUAUCCUUAGUUUCAAAAAGCAUGUGGAUAGGUGAUAGAUGCUGAAACACUAGACUAGGACCAGGAAACAUGACUAAAAACUUGCCAGACAGAUCUUUCGAAAAAAAAACUUGCCAGACUUUUAGGCAAGUGAUGUGCAGGUGUUAAGGCUAAGCAUAUGCAUUUCAUGUGCAUAGCAUACAUGUGCCCUUUUAUGACA
Molecule: messenger RNA, 4006 nt
Organism: Sorghum bicolor (sorghum)
Lineage: Eukaryota; Viridiplantae; Streptophyta; Magnoliopsida; Poales; Poaceae
Exons: 12
Coding region: 132-3629 (1165 amino acids)
Biological process (GO): regulation of cell cycle
Cellular component (GO): nucleus
Molecular function (GO): protein binding
Source: RefSeq, a predicted model, not a curated record